Eurypyga helias (sunbittern) is the source of this 1438-nucleotide messenger RNA. It is a transcript of the gene NFATC1, whose product is annotated as nuclear factor of activated T-cells, cytoplasmic, calcineurin-dependent 1. The transcript has 7 exons. The record is from RefSeq and is a predicted model, not a curated record. Gene Ontology annotation, cellular component: transcription regulator complex. The annotation marks the transcript as partial. NCBI's taxonomy places the organism in Eukaryota, Metazoa, Chordata, Aves, Eurypygiformes, Eurypygidae. Gene Ontology annotation, biological process: calcineurin-NFAT signaling cascade; cytokine production; regulation of transcription by RNA polymerase II. Gene Ontology annotation, molecular function: DNA-binding transcription factor activity, RNA polymerase II-specific; transcription factor binding; RNA polymerase II cis-regulatory region sequence-specific DNA binding.
AUGGAUGAGGUUCAAAUCAGGCCCAGUAGCUUCAAUGAGAUUUUUCUACAUGGUUACUUAGAAAGCGAGCCGCUCACGCUACAGCUGUUCAUUGGGACUGCAGACGACCGCCUGCUGCGACCCCAUGCCUUCUACCAGGUUCAUCGAAUCACCGGGAAGACCGUUUCCACCACUAGCCACGAAACAAUACUUUCCAAUACCAAAGUCUUGGAAAUUCCACUUCUUCCAGAGAACAACAUGAGAGCAAUCAUUGACUGUGCUGGGAUAUUAAAGCUUAGAAACUCUGACAUCGAGCUGCGCAAGGGAGAGACGGACAUCGGUCGGAAGAACACGCGUGUGCGCCUGGUCUUCAGGGUUCAUAUCCCACAGGCCAAUGGCAGGACCCUCUCCUUGCAAGUAGCCUCUAACCCCAUCGAGUGCUCUCAGAGAUCUGCCCAAGAACUGCCUUUGGUGGAGAAGCAAAGUACCGACAGCUUUCCUGUUAUUGGAGGGAAAAAAAUGAUACUGACUGGCCAUAACUUUUUGCAAGACUCCAAAGUCAUCUUUGUGGAGAAAGCACCAGAUGGUCACCAUGUGUGGGAAAUGGAAGCCAAAACCGACAAAGAAAUGUGCAAGCCAAAUUCGUUGGUGGUUGAGAUACCACCUUUCCGCAAUCAGAGAAUUACCAGCCCUGUUCAGGUCAACUUCUAUGUCUGCAACGGAAAGAGAAAGAGAAGCCAGUACCAGCUUUUCACCUAUCUUCCUGCUAAUGUUCCAAUUAUAAAAACAGAACCCACAGAUGACUAUGAGCCUGCUCAAACCUGUGGACCAAUGAACCAAGGCUUAAGCCCUCUCUCUAAACCGUACUACAGCCAGCAGAUCAUGAUGCCCCCUGAUCCCGGUUCGUGCCUUGUGGCUGGCUUUGCCUCCUGUCAGCAGAGAAAUGCCGUGAUGUCACCCUCUCCCAACGCAAGCCCCAAGCUGCAUGACCUUUCGUCUUCUCCUUACAAGUGCAUCCCCAACCCGGGCCACAGUCACCUCGGACUUCAGCAGCCUGCUGGAGGUGUCCCCACCAUACAGGAAGUGCCAAGAUCUAUAGUUGUGCACCCAAGCUCCCCCGAGCAAUCAUCUCACAUCAUGCUGCAGCCGCAGGUGAGUCAACAUCUGAGCAGUAGCUGUCCCCUUGGUUAUCAACAAACACUCUAUCCCAACAGUCCCUCUUCUCCAGUUCCAUCUGUUACCCAAGAGCCAACCUAUUUGCAGUCCUGCAGUCCAACUCACUCAUCCAUAAUGGGUCAACAGCAGCAGCAACUGCCGAAGGUUCACAGAAAUGAGUCUCCAACAACCCAACCACUGUCAUUACCAGAGUUGCAUGAGGAAAGUAAUCAUAAUUUGGCCCCUAUUCCUGUAACGAUCAAGCGAGAACCUGAGGAAUUGGACCAGAUGUACCUGGAUGAUG